GCUCAACGCCUGACCAAACAAGAGUCUUUUACUAAAGAAAAAGGCUUCAUUCAACAGGCCCAAAAAAUGAACCACUGGCUCACUCUUUAAUUGCCAUAACCAAGGCACAAAAACAAAAACAAAGGUUCAUAUUUUUAGAAAACCAUGUCGAGAACUCUUGAAGCAGAGUCUGGUUACAGAAUCAUCUUGGUUUGGAGACUCUCUUAUCUGCUAAUUUUGUUUUCUUCAGUUCAUGGCUACCCUUCACGAGCUCAUAUGUUCAUAUAUGCAGUCUGUUCUGAGGAAAAAUACCAACCGAACGCACCCUUUGAAGGCAACCUUAACAGCUUUAUGUCUUCAGUGGUAAGUUCAUCCUCUGAAGUAACUUACAAUAGCUUUGCUAUUGGAAAUGGAAGCUCAACGCCACAAGAGGGAAACGUAUACGGGUUAUACCAGUGCAGAGGUGAUCUGCACCCAAUUGAGUGCUCAAAGUGUGUAGAAAGAUCCGUUAACGAAAUAGGUUUGGUUUGUCCAUAUGCCCUUGGAGCUUCUUUGCAACUUGAAGGGUGCCUUAUAAGAUAUGAACAUUCUGGUGAUUUUCUGGGGAAGUUGGACACGAGUCUGAGGUUUAAGAAAUGCAGCAAAGGUGUGACGAGUGAUGUUGAGUUCUUCAGGCGUAGAGAUGAUGUUCUUGCUGAUUUGCAAACUGCUAAUGGAUUUAGAGUGAGUAGCUCAGGCCUAGUUGAAGGGUUUGCUCAAUGCUUGGGGGAUUUAAGUCUAUCAGAUUGCUCCUCUUGUCUAGCAGAUGCUGUUGGAAAACUCAAAACCUUAUGUGGAUCUGCUGCAGCAGCUCAUGUGUUCUUGGGACAAUGUUAUGCUCGUUACUCGGCAUCUGGCUAUUAUCAUGAAUCAGAUUCCUCCGACAAUGAUCAAGUGGGAAAAUCAGUUGCCAUUAUUGUGGGAGUGUUUGGAGGUCUUGCAGUUCUGGUUGUACUGCUCUCAAUAUGCAAAAAAGCAGCUGGUAAGUAAGAGCUAGGCGGUAAUGGAAGGUGUAAUCAUUAGGAAAGAUCCGGAAAUGUUUGUUUAAAUUUAUUGAAAAGCAUGGUUCCACAUUUUGCAUAAUUUAAUACAUUAUGUUAUUCCACCAGAGAAAGUGGGUGUUAUCUUUUAGUUUAUAAAGUAGAACUCUGUUAUCCAUCAAACUUAGAAAGGGCUGCAGAUUGUCUUA
Vigna angularis (adzuki bean) is the source of this 1207-nucleotide messenger RNA. RefSeq names its product plasmodesmata-located protein 8. Bases 145 to 1008 code for a protein of 287 amino acids. Gene Ontology annotation, cellular component: plasmodesma. The transcript has 3 exons. The record is from RefSeq and is a predicted model, not a curated record. Lineage: Eukaryota; Viridiplantae; Streptophyta; Magnoliopsida; Fabales; Fabaceae.